AGGAAACAUGGACACCCAGGAACCAGAGCCAAUGGCAUGAGCCAAGGGACAGUGAACGGAGCCAAAGCCCAUGAAGGACACCAGCUGGCACAACCAAGGCACCAGGGGAAAACUGCCCAUCCUGGUAUCAUCUGUGGUGAGUCUGUACUUCCUUGAGUGGACGGAUGUGUUCAAGCCAGUUAAGUCUGGCUUCAACUGCCAUGACCGCAGCCUGAGCCUGCCCUACAUCGACCCCAACCACGAAGUCAUCCCCUUGCUGAUGCUGCUUAGCCUGGCCUUUGCUGGACCUGCCAUCACAAUAAUGAUCGGAGAGGCCAUCCUGUUUUGCUGUCUGUCUCGGAGAAAGAACGGUGCUGGUGGUGCCGAGGCCAACAUCAACGCAGCCGGCUGCAACUUCAACUCCUUCAUACGCAGAGCCGUCCGAUUUGUUGGAGUUCAUGCAUUCGGUCUUUGUGCCACGGCCCUCAUCACUGACAUCCUCCAACUGAUGACCGGGUACCCAACACCAUACUUCCUCACUGUGUGCAAACCCAACUACACCACCCUUAAUGUCAGCUGUGAGCAAAACCCCUACGUGAUGGAGGAUAUCUGCUCAGGAAGCGACCCUGCAGCGAUCAACCAGGGCAGAAAAUCCUUCCCGUCGCAGCAUGCUACCCUUGCAUCCUUUGCUGCAGUCUAUGUUUCGAUGUACUUCAACAGCACUCUGACGGACUCAUCCAAGCUACUUAAGCCCCUGCUUGUCUUCUCCUUUAUUAUGAGCGCCAUCAUUUGUGGUUUGACCAGGAUUAUUCAGUACAAGAACCACGCCAUUGAUGUCUACUUGGGCUUCCUGCUUGGAGGCGCUAUUGCUGUCUACCUGGGAUUGUAUGCAGUUGGAAAUUUUCAGUCUAAUGAGGAGAUCAGCUGCAGUCCUCCUGCUCUUGUGCACCGCCCGCCUUGCUCCUUGCCACAUAUUAGCCAGGAGGCUGUCCUCCAUCAUCUGCAAAUGAAAGCUAGCUUAUCUGGGGAGCCUACCAUCCCCACCUCCCACUCUGAGGGCCUGCUCCACCGAGGCCUUCAGCAGCAGAGGCCUGACGACAGCCUGAAGCGCUCUAGUGCUGAUGUGGAAGUGAUAUCCCCCCGCAGCCCCCACAGCAAAGAUGCCAUGGUGACCUUUAGCCACACUCUCCCCCGGUCCACCCCACAGGCUAUGGCAGCAUAUGAAGAAGCCGCUAGACGCCAUGCCGCCACCCUGCACCAUGCCUCCAUGGACUCUAGCCGCUCCAAGCAGCUUUUGUCUCAAUGGAAAAGUAAGAACAACAACCAUAAAUGCUCCCUUCAGGUCCCAGACUCAUUCUCGUCAUCUGUAGACUCAUCAUCAGGGCAGUCCUCCCAGCAUCCACACCACCACGUGAAUCCAAUCUGA
This is a messenger RNA of Archocentrus centrarchus (flier cichlid), 1405 nucleotides long. RefSeq names its product phospholipid phosphatase-related protein type 4-like. Gene Ontology annotation, biological process: phospholipid dephosphorylation; phospholipid metabolic process; axonogenesis. Gene Ontology annotation, cellular component: plasma membrane. Lineage: Eukaryota; Metazoa; Chordata; Actinopteri; Cichliformes; Cichlidae. The record is from RefSeq and is a predicted model, not a curated record. Gene Ontology annotation, molecular function: phosphatidate phosphatase activity.